AUGUAUUUAACACAUUCUGCAAAAAUGUCAAAAACAAUCAUGGUGUAUAGCUUCUUUUUCAUCUUGACCACAUCGGGCUUCGUAACAUGUUUAUCUGUGGUGGGACCACGGGUUCUACGUCCAUACACCUCAUACAAGAUAUCAAUCGCGGGGAGUUCCCGGGCUCACAACUUAUAUGUGGCGGUGGAGCGUGAAAGCGGCGAACAAUUCAGCCAGGGCCGGGAGGUGCAAGUCCCGGCCGCCACCUCUAGAUUAAUUGAACUCGAUAUUGGUGAUCCGGGACCAGGGCAGUAUAAGCUGGUGGCUCGAUCGACGUCAGGUCCCCAGUUCGCCUCGUCUGCGGCACUCAUAUACCAGCCUCGCAGUUUCUGUGUCUUCGUGCAGACCGAUAAGCGCGUCUAUCAACCCGAGGAUACUAUCUACUUCAGAGUUAUCGCUCUCAAUAAAUACCUGUUGCCGCUGAACACGACGGUGGAUGUGAGCGUGGUGGACAGCGGCGGGUCGGCGGUGCGCGAGUGGGCGGCGGCGGCGCUGGACCGCGGCGUGUUCGCCGAGCAGCUCGCGCUCGCCGACCAGCCCGCGCUCGGACAGUGGACCGUGCAGGUGGAAGUACGCGGACAGAAGUACUCGCGCCAUAUACUGGUAGCAGACUAUGUGUUGCCGAAGUUCCAGAUGGACAUGCAAAUGCCUAAGGAGCUACUGUUCAGCGAAGGACGAUUCGACAUCAACGUUACAGCAAAGCACUUCAAUGGCCUGCCGGUUCAAGGAGAGUUAACAAUUUCUGCUAAUGCCGUGUUCUUCUCCGGAUUGCUUCAGCCAGUAUUUUCUUCACCUGCUAGGAAAGUGGUAGAAUUUAACGGCCAUGCCGAUGUAACGUUUGAUCUUAAAACAGAUCUCGACCUCGCUGAGGAUGCAGCACGACCUUUAGUAAUUGAAGCGGUGCUAGAGGAAAAAGAUACAUUGAUAAAACAAAACAUUUCAUCGAGAAUACUUCUUUUGAGAACGCCAUAUCGGCUGAGGGUUACCGCACCGGAAUAUUUCAAGCCUCAGCUACCGUAUAUCGUUCAGAUCGAAGUGGUGAACUCUACGGGGCAUAUAAUCGACGCGGAUGAAGACGUAAUUGUAGAGCGGCUAUGGGAUAGCGGCGCACCCGCCAACAAAACUACGGUUCCAUUCAACAAGGGCCUAGCUCUAUACACUACAACACCCGAUGUUGCUCACAGCAACUCUACCAUGAAUUUGGUGAUAAAGUACAAGGCGGUGACGGAGCGCGUGGUGAACGUGGUGAGCGGGUCAGGCGGCCAGCAACUGAGCGUGCAGCUGCUGGCCAACGAGCCCGGCGCAGACGAGGUGCGCGCGCGCGUCACCGCCACCGACCCCAUGGACCUGCUGCACUACGCACUGGUGGCCCGCGGGGACAUCCUGCACGCACGCACCCUCGAGUUGAGCCCUGCGCGGCGCAGCGUGGACGUGAGCGUGGCGGUGCGCGGCGCAGCGCCGGGCGGCGUGCUUCUCGCCUGGAGCCCGAGCCUCGCCGCCGCGCGCCCGCUUCUCGCUGCCGCGCUCUACGUGCCGCGCCCGCCCGCCCACAUGCUGCACAACCAGGUCUCGAUGACGACGGCGGCGACGACGUCGGGAGUGUACCGACCCAACGGCAUGGUGGAGGUGCGUGUGGACGGCGCGGGAGGCGCGCGCGUGGCGCUGCUGGGCGCCGAUACGCGCGCUCACUCCACCGGCCUCGCCACUCCCGCCGGCGCCGGCCUCGACCUGCACACGAUUGAACGCGAAGUGGAAAGUUUCAGUGGUAUCAAGCACUCGGUAUUCAAGAAUGAAGAAAAUCUGCCGAGCUUGGGCUUAGAUUUAGGUGGACGCACUCCAGCAGAUGUGUUUAAGAAUGCCGGACUUGUGGUACUAACUGACGGCGUUGUGGAGGGUAAUGAUCCUCAAGGCACUGAGACAGGGGAGGCUGAGGCGGCGGUGGAGACGGGCACGCGCGCGCCGCUGGCUGGCCCGUACGCCUUCAGCCGGCUGCCCGCGCCGCCCGCGCCCCGCUUCUACCUCACCGCCGCGCCGCACCGCACCUGGCUCUUCGCCAACCUCUCGCUCGGUAACGAUGGCAAAGGCACAAAGGAAGUGUGGUCACCAAUGGCACCAGGCGAAUGGACAAUCGGAGCAUUCUCAGUGCACCCAACCCUGGGGUUGGGUCUGGCUGCUCCUCAAACAUUCACAACAAGCGUACCGCUGUCCAUAACUGCCGAGCUGCCGGAAACUUUGCAACGUGGAGAAAUGCUAGCAGCCGUCAUUAUCCUGAAAAACUCGCUAUCACAGGACGUAACGGUUGAAGUUACCUUCCACAACUCCGAUCAGUAUUUCGAAUUCGAACCUUUGGAGAAUAACGUUGAUUCAACGAAAAAGAUCGAGUUGUUCCGGCGCACGCGCGUGACGGUGGCGGGCGGCGCGGUGCGCAGCACGGCGUUUCUGGUGCGCGCUGUACGCGCGGGCAGCGCGCCCGUCAUCGUGGAGGCGAGCGGCGGCGGGCUCUCUGCCUCGCUCUUCCGCACCAUCGACGUGCAGGAUGGGUACGAGGAGGAGUCGUGGUCGUGGAUGGUGCUGGACGCGCGGCAGGGCGCGGCUCGCGGCAACGUGAGCGCGUGGGCGGCGGCGGGCACUCGCGCGCGCGGUGCCGUUCUGCUGGCGACCGGCGACGCGCUGGCGCCGGCGCUGCAAGCCGCGCGCCGACUCGCCGCGCCCGCGCCCGACGCUGCGCACGCGCUGCGCCCCCUCGCCGCUGCCUGCCUGCUGCUUGACUACCUGCAGGCAACGAAUCAAGAUGAAGUGUCGAUAAGUAAUGAGCUGCGUGCGCAAGCCGCGGCCGGCUACCAGCGACUGAUGGCGUUCCGCCGACCUGACGGCUCUUUUGCACAGGAAAUGGACCCGGAAGCUGAGGGCGACGUAUACAUGACGGCGGAGUCGGGGCGCUGGGCGGGGCGGUGCGCGCGGCACGUAGCAGCGGCGCCUGCGGGCGCGCGCGCGGCCGCGUGGCUGGCGCGCACGCAGCGCCCCGACGGCUCGUGGGAUGCGCCACCGCGCGCCGUGCGCAACCACCCGCACGCGCAGGCGCCGCUGCCGCUCGCCGCGCACGCGCUCAUCGCGCUGCUCGACAACAAGGGAAGCGACGUUCUGUACAAAGACGAGAUAAACAAGGCGGUGGACUACAUAGCACGGGGUCUUUCUCCCGACUUGGAGCCUUACGCCCUGGCCGUAAUAGCUUAUGCUCUUGCAGCAGUUCGCCACCCGCAGGCUUCACGGGCCUUGCAGAUGAUGGACAAAUAUGUUAAUUCUACCGAGGCGGGCAUAUGGUGGUCGCGCGCGCUGGGCAUCGCGGAGCAGCGCAAUCCGUGGGUGCGCGGCAACAGCGCGGACGCGGCGGCGGCCGGGUGGGCGCUGGGCGCGCUGCUGGCCGAGCGCCGCGCCGACCGCGCGCUGCCCGUCGCGCGCCGCCUGCUGCACGCCGCACGCCCCGCCGCUCUGCAGCCGCACGUGCUGGAUGCCCUGGCGCAGUUCUCCGAAACGAUAAGAACAUCGAAUAAGUUACGAGUAUCUGUCAACGUAAGCAGCAUCGAAGAACCGAGGCAAUUCAACAUCGACGACGACAACGCGCUCAUCGUUCAAACUCAACUUGUACGAAAUGCAAAAUGGGCAAGUGCUAAAACAGAAGGACGCGGCAUAGCCCUAGUGGGGCUGUGGGCGCAGGGCGUCACCAACGUGACGGCGGCUUGGCCGCGCUACACGCUCGACCCGCGCGUCGACCGCGUGUCCACCGAGCACCGCUUGCAGCUCUCCAUUUGUAUCGGGUACGAACGUUACACAACACACAACUCGCACGGUAUCACCAACGUGACGGCGGCCUGGCCGCGCUACACGCUCGACCCGCGCGUCGACCGCGUGUCCACUGAGCACCGCUUGCAGCUCUCCAUUUGUAUCGGGUACGAACGUUACACAACACACAACUCGCACGGUAUCACCAACGUGACGGCGGCCUGCCCGCGCUAUUCGCUCGACCCGCGCGUCGACCGCGUGUCCGCCGAGCACCGCUUGCAGCUCUCCAUUUGUAUCGGGUACGAACGUUACACAACACACAACUCACGCGGUAUCACCAACGUGACGGCGGCCUGGCCGCGCUACAGGCUCGACCCGUGCGUCGACUGCGUGCCCGCCGAGCACCGCUUGCAGCUCUCCAUUUGUAUCGGGUACGAACGUUACACAACACACAACUCGUACGGUAUCACCAACGUGACGGCGGCCUGGCCGCGCUACAGGCUCGACCCGCGCGUCGACUGCGUGUCCACCGAGCACCGCUUGCAGCUCUCCAUUUGUAUCGGGUACGAACGUUACACAACACACAACUCGCGCGGUAUCACCAACGUGACGGCGGCCUGGCUGCGCUACACGCUCGACCCGCGCGUCGACCGCGUGUCUGCCGAGCACCGCUUGCAGCUCUCCAUUUGUAUCGGGUUCGUAGCACAACAAAAUGAUACGGAAAGUGGGUUGGCCCUGCUUACGGUUCAAUUGCCAUCCGGCUUCCUUGCCGAUAUAAACACCAUCACCGAACUUACGGCGGCGCGGCACGUGGUAGGCGCACGCGUGCUGGCGGGCGGUGCACGUGUGGUGGCGUGGCUGCGCGCGGCGCGCGACGAGCGCUGCGCCACGCUGGCGGCGCCACGCGCACUGCCCGCCGCGCACCAGCGCCCCGCCUGGGCCACGCUCGAAGACCUCUACGACUCCAGUCACCGCGCACGCGUGUUCUUCUCGGGCGUGUCGGCGAGCGCGUGCUCGGUGUGCCGCGCGUGGGCGUCGUGCGAACGCGCGUGCGGCUCGGCAGCGCAGCAGCGCGCGCCCGGCCCCGCACCCGCACACGGCUCUGCGAACGCACUCGAUCUGCGCACGCGCACUCACCCGACGCCGCGCCGCCCACGCGCUCGCCCGCACCCGCACUCGCCCUCGCGCUCGCUCUCUGCACGCUGCUGCUGCUGCGGUAGCCUGACAACUGCUCCACUAAUGUAUGCUACCGCCGAUGCUUGA
Messenger RNA from Parnassius apollo (apollo), 5082 nucleotides. NCBI's taxonomy places the organism in Eukaryota, Metazoa, Arthropoda, Insecta, Lepidoptera, Papilionidae. The record is from the annotation of a GenBank genome assembly.